Messenger RNA from Choloepus didactylus (southern two-toed sloth), 1456 nucleotides. It is a transcript of the gene PHYHD1, whose product is annotated as phytanoyl-CoA dioxygenase domain containing 1. The transcript has 11 exons. The coding region runs from base 154 to 1122 and encodes 322 amino acids. The record is from RefSeq and is a predicted model, not a curated record. NCBI's taxonomy places the organism in Eukaryota, Metazoa, Chordata, Mammalia, Pilosa, Megalonychidae.
GGCCCUGCUCCUCCCAGAAACCCGGGGACAACCAGCUCAGCCUCUUGUCUGGAGCAGGAGCUGGGGCGCGGGUGUGAGCUGGGCUGAGCCGAGAGGACAGCACUGAAGGGCUGGCCCCUUUCUUCCUCUGAGACUCACGCCCCCCCAGGGCAUAUGCCUGUCAAGGGAGACCAGAGGACUGUGCAGUAUUGGGACAAUCAGGUUCUCCUCUCAGGAGGCCAUCUCUGCCCCAGAGGCCAAGCUGGUGCCAGAGGUCCAGGGACACCUAUUCAGUUCUCGUUCCAGGAGAAUGGAUUCCUGAUCCUGGAAGGAUUCUUGUCUGCAGAGGAGUGUGGGGCCAUGCGGGAGAGGAUUGGUGAGAUAGUGGCCCAGAUGGAUGUCCCUCUCCAUUGCCGCACAGUAUUUUCCACUAUCGAAGAGGAGCAGCUCGAAGCCCAGGGCAACACAGACUAUUUCUUGAACAGCGGCGACAAGAUUCGAUUCUUCUUUGAGAAAGACGUUUUUGACGAAGAAGGCAAUUUUCUGGUUCCUCCGGAGAAGUCCAUCAACAAAAUUGGCCAUGCUCUUCAUGCCCAUGAUCCAGUCUUCAGGUGUGUUACACAUUCCCCCAAGAUACAGGCCUUGGCCAGGAGUCUGGGUCUCCAGAGGCCCGUGGUGGUACAGAGCAUGUACAUCUUCAAGCAACCUUACAUUGGUGGCGAAGUCCUCCCUCACCAGGACGCCUCCUUCCUGUACACGGAGCCCCUGGGCCGGGUGCUGGGCGUGUGGAUCGCACUGGAGGAUGCGACGCUGGAGAAUGGCUGCCUCUGGUUCAUCCCUGGCUCCCAUACCAGCGGAGUGUCAAGAAGGAUGGUCCGGGCCCCUGCUGGCUUGGCACCUGGCACCAGCUUCCUCGGGUCAGAGCCAGCCUGGGAGAACAGCCUCUUUGUGCCCAUACCUGUGCAAAGAGGGGCCCUUGUCCUAAUUCACGGAGAAGUGGUGCACAAGAGUGAGCAGAACUUCUCUGACCACUCACGCCACGUCUACACUUUUCACCUCAUGGAGGCCUCUGGCACCAUCUGGAGCCCAGAGAAUUGGCUCCAGCCGACAGCUGAGCUGCCCUUUCCCGCACUGUACACCUAAAGGCCCUCAGCAGCGCUGGGGCACUGUCUCCUUCAGGUGAAGCUGGGGGCUGCAAACACUGCCAGCAGGCCAGUCUGCCUUGCCCAAUCCUCUGCCUGGCAGGCAGGUAGGCAGGGAAGUGGCAAGGCAGUAGCCCAGGCUGCACAGGGGGCUUUUCCAAUAUCUUUGUCUCUGCUUCCAUACUGCCCCAACACCACCUCUCCCUAGAGGUGGCCUUUUGGCCAUGAAAGGGUUCUGGCCACCUCUCUGCCAGCUUUUCACUCUCACCUCCUCUAAGAUGGAACUCUGAUUUGUACAUUGCAAGACAUUGAAUAAAAAAUGACUUACAAAUUCA